Molecule: messenger RNA, 2007 nt
Organism: Fusarium keratoplasticum
Lineage: Eukaryota; Fungi; Ascomycota; Sordariomycetes; Hypocreales; Nectriaceae
Product: Fungal-trans domain-containing protein
Exons: 9
Coding region: 1-2007 (668 amino acids)
Biological process (GO): DNA-templated transcription
Molecular function (GO): DNA binding; zinc ion binding
Source: RefSeq, a predicted model, not a curated record
AUGUACUCUGUCUCGCAAGUCCAACAACUCCAGCAAAAGGUUGCUGACUACGAGCGUCAACAGCCAGCCACUGGUACAUCAGCCGCUCAGCAAGACUCUCCAUCUCAAGAUCAGGGUGCCUCGAAUGGUGAUCCUCCAACAACAAGGAAUACGGGCAACUCACCCGUAGCUGACAGCCACCUCGGCACAAGGGCUGCUGAAACUCCCCGUUCAGAGACCUCUGCCUUCUCGCUUCUUGGCCAGCGACCCCCUAAUGAAGAUCGUGUCCCACCUUCGACAAGAGUGCCGACCAGUCGGGCACCCAGAGCCAUCUUGCCGGAACCCAGUCUAUCCUCCAGCGAGAUCUUUGGCACCGAGAUCCGAACCCUUCUCCUCGCCAGAUCUACUGCCGGAUCAGAAAAGAGUCCCGCAGCAUCCAUGGCUGUUGCAUCUCCUCACUUGGAUCGCGAGUUAAUCGCCAACGUCCGUGGCUGGCCAUCCGAGGAAGAGGCCAACCAGCUUCUGGAACUUGUCGUGUUAAACGUCGGCAUAUCUCAGCAUUUAUUCGACAUCCGGUCCUUCUCCGAUAGCCUAUCACGUCUUUAUCGGGAUACCGGGAAUGAGACACCGAUCCGCGGGCUCUGGUUUGUUCAGGUUCUCUUCGUCUUGGCGAUAGGGAAACUUCUCCGCGCGGGGACUGUUGAAGAUUCCGAAGUCCCAGGAGUUGCCUUUUUCAACGAAGCCAUGAAACAUAUGCCGGCCAUGAGUGAUAUGAAGAAACACAGUAUCCUAGGCAUCGAAGUUGUGGGGCUCGCUGCCCUCUUCCUUCAGGUUGCAGACCGAAAGGAUGAAGCCUAUCUCUAUGCAAGCAUGGCUUUGAGACUAGCAAUCAGCCAUGGAAUGCACAAGUCGACGGGCAAUGGCAACUUGUCGCGGUCAGAAGCUGUUCACCGCAGUCGCCUCUGGUGGACCCUGUAUAUGCAAGAGAGGAGAUUAGCUGCAGCUGGAGGCUACCCAAUGGCUAUUGCAGAUGAAGCCAUAUCCAUUGGCCCACCGACUGACGUGGCUGGGUUUGCAUCCGCUGCCGCCAUCCGAGUCAACGUGAGAGCUGCCCAGAUCACUGGUCGUAUUACUUCAACAAUCUAUGUGCAAAACACAAACUCGGAGACCUCCUUCAUCAAAGACAUUGAGGCGAUUCUGCACUCCCUCCACGAUGUCGAAUCCACAAUGCCAGCCGAGUACCGCAUGAAUUUUAGCCCUACAGACUUAACAGUAGCUGGUAUACUAUUCUCUGACGCCGAUCCUUCCUAUGCGAGAACAAGCGCGUCGCUCUAUUUGAGUAUCUAUCAGGCCGUGAUCCAUACAGUCCGGCCUAUACUCCUCUACAUGGCUCGCAACGUCCGUGAUCGCGAGUCAGAGUCCGCCCCGAACCUAAGCCCAACCCUGCGUCGACUCGGUGAAAUAUGCAUCGAAGCGGCUCGGAAGAGCCUGGCGAUCUUGCAAGCUCUUCGCAACACCGAGUUGAUUGCAAAGAACGCUUUCCUCGACCUCGACAUCCUCUUCUCCGUCGGCUUCGUCUUCGUCCUCGUCGAAGCCAUCCACCCGGGCAGGAACCUCGGCAUAAGCGGGAUCGAGGGUUCCAGAAGCGUGCUCCAGUACCUCGUAACAGUGGGUAACCGAGCAGCAGCGAAGCGUCUAGGAGAGCUAGACCAGAUGUGUCUCCAUCUCCGGCCCCCGUCCCAAGACCAGCAGGCCUCGGGCCAGGAUCUGCCAUACGAGACGGCCAACGCGGCGGCGGGGUUGGCUGCGCAUAUGAGUGGUUCUAACCCUGAGCGAAGUGGACAGUCAGAGGGGGAUCAGCCUAUGGAUCUGUCCAACAGUCCGAUGCUGAAUGCAAUGUUUCCUGGGAAUGGAGAUCUGGCCAACAUAUCCUUGCAGGGAGAGGAUGGGCUUUAUUGGGUUUAUCAUGAGCCUGGAUUUGUUUAUACAGGUGCUGAGUUGGCGGAUUGGGAGGCUUUGGAGUACUAG